AUGCCCGGGGCGUGGCCGGCCCCCAACUCCUCCAGCGGCGGCUCCGCGCCAGCCCCUGCGGGCCAGGGGUGCGCGGCCGGCCUGGAGGGGCACCUGGCGGAGUUCUCGGCGCCGGUGCCGGCGCUCCUGGCGGUGCUGAUGGGGCUGGCGGCGCUGGCCACCGUGCUGGGCAACGCGCUGGUCGCCCUGGCGUUCGUGGUGGACAGGAGCCUGCGGACCCACAGGAACUUCUUCUUCCUCAACUUGGCCAUCGCGGAUUUCAUGGUCGGUGCAUUUUGCAUCCCGCUUUACAUCCCUUACACUCUGACUGGAAAAUGGAUGUUUGGAAGAGGGUUGUGUAAACUCUGGUUGGUGAUUGACUACGUUGUGUGCGCAGCCUCUGUCUUCAACAUCGUCUUGAUCAGCUUUGACAGAUUAAUUUCUGUUACGAAGGCGGUGAGCUACAGAGCUCAGAAGGGCAGGACGAAGAGUGCAGUGGUGAAAAUGGCGAUGGUCUGGGUCAUGGCGUUUCUCCUUUAUGGCCCAGCCAUCAUCAGCUGGGAACACAUUACCCAUGAACAAAUCCUGGCGGACACGGACUGUUACGCCGAGUUCUUCUGCAACUGGUACUUCCUCUUGAUCGCCUCCAUCAUUGAGUUCUUCACACCCUUCAUCAGCAUCACCUACUUCAGCCUAAGCAUCUAUUGCAACAUCCGGAAGCGGAUGUCCAGCAGAACCAAGAACUUCCCGCUGUGCCAACAGGACUGUGAGAUGUUGUCUGAUGAGGAGAAGCAAGUUUGUACACCCUUUUUCAUUAACGUGAAGAGGAAAAGAAAUCAGGAGAAGCCAGGGAACCGCUCAUUUUCCAUGCCUUCUGUCUCGACGCUUAAUGUUCAGAACCUCCAGCAGCAGCCGGUAGAGCUGAACCUCAGUCCAGAACUUCAUCCUGUACAAGGGGAUGCAGAGAGCAGAUCCCCAUGGAAUGGUUUCUGUGCAGCGCUGAACUGCAUGUUCAACACCAAGAGGAAAGCGGAGGUUGCCAAUCCCACAGCCAGUCAGUCUAGACUUUCUCAGGAUAAAAGAGUAGCCAAAGCGCUGGCCAUCCUUGUCUGCGUCUUCGCUUUAUGCUGGGCUCCUUACACACUGAUGAUGAUUGUCAGAGCUGCUUGCAAAGGUCAGUGCAUCCCCCAGGGUCUCUACGAAGCCACGUUCUGGCUCCUGUGGCUGAAUUCGGCCAUUAACCCAGUUCUGUACCCUUUGUGCCACAUGAGCUUUAGGAAAGCCUUUUUUAAACUCUUCUGCCCAGGCAAGGCUAAAAUCCACCCUCGACGUCUUACCUGAGAACUGGUGAAGCAAGUCCAUGUUGGACAUCGGUGCAUUUGGCACCACAAAAUAAUGUUAGCCAUUUGCCUCACCAAACAAGCAACUUAUCCAAGGUAGAAAGAUGGCCUUGGAAAAUGUUUGAGACCUUGGGAAGCAUUCAUCUGGACCUUUGUAUGACUGCCGCAGAAAUUAAC
This is a messenger RNA of Varanus komodoensis (Komodo dragon), 1496 nucleotides long. Its product is annotated as histamine H3 receptor-like. Gene Ontology annotation, molecular function: histamine receptor activity. Lineage: Eukaryota; Metazoa; Chordata; Lepidosauria; Squamata; Varanidae. Gene Ontology annotation, cellular component: membrane. Gene Ontology annotation, biological process: adenylate cyclase-activating adrenergic receptor signaling pathway. The record is from RefSeq and is a predicted model, not a curated record. The transcript is spliced from 3 exons. Bases 1 to 1320 code for a protein of 439 amino acids.